Colletotrichum navitas is the source of this 393-nucleotide messenger RNA. RefSeq names its product COPI associated protein. Gene Ontology annotation, biological process: vesicle-mediated transport. Gene Ontology annotation, cellular component: Golgi membrane. The transcript has 6 exons. NCBI's taxonomy places the organism in Eukaryota, Fungi, Ascomycota, Sordariomycetes, Glomerellales, Glomerellaceae. Bases 1 to 393 code for a protein of 130 amino acids. The record is from RefSeq and is a predicted model, not a curated record.
AUGGAGCUCUCCGACACCUUUCGCCUCGUCAACUUGGCCACCGCGACCAUCAUGGUCCUGGGCGGCAUUGCUCAAUUCUUCCACUUCAACUUCCAGGGCAUAAUUGUUGGCGCCUACGUGAUCAUUUUCGGUCUUUGCACCGCUCUGCUCGAGUUCCAAAUUCCUCCUCAAGUCUCCCGUUACGCGUCCUUUCUUUUCUCCUUCAUUGGCCGUGGCGUCUUCUACAUCUUCAUCGGCUCCAUUCUUCUCUCCGACAAUGUCUUCAAGAUCAUUGCCGGCUCCAUUGUCGGCCUCAUCGGCGUCGCCUACGUCGUCCUCGAGUUCGUCCCCCAGAUCGAGCCGCCAGCCAACAUGCGCGAGGCCGACGGCGGCUGGGGCGCAGAGCAGGUGUAA